Anopheles funestus (African malaria mosquito) is the source of this 2533-nucleotide messenger RNA. Its product is annotated as pyruvate kinase-like. Gene Ontology annotation, biological process: glycolytic process. Gene Ontology annotation, molecular function: magnesium ion binding; potassium ion binding; pyruvate kinase activity. The transcript has 4 exons. Lineage: Eukaryota; Metazoa; Arthropoda; Insecta; Diptera; Culicidae. Gene Ontology annotation, cellular component: cytoplasm. The record is from RefSeq and is a predicted model, not a curated record. Bases 318 to 1907 code for a protein of 529 amino acids.
UACAUUCAUUCCACUGCCGACCGUUGAAUCGUGCGAAGCUCGCGAAAGUUCCCACGAUUUUAUUAUCGAUUGCUGGUGCUAAGCAACCGGACGUCAGAAGGUUCGCCUGCUCCUUUGGUACCGUGUGUGGUACGUUCUUGCCAUAUUCCAUCGCUCUGUGUGCAUCUGGAAGGACGUGUACUAAGCAGCCGCAGCAGCAGCACUACCAACAGCUUCUAUCGUUUUCGGCUGCAAGAAGAAGUGUAAUUGGGCUUUUCCCUCCGGCAGGGACUUUCUUUCAUUUCCCCUCACUGAUAAGUACCUUUAACCGUUCAGGGAUGAUGGUGUGGGUAUCCGACUACGAUUUCGACCCCAAGGGUCAAAAGAUGAAUCCCGAGGCGGUUUCGCAUUUAGAGCAUAUUUGCUCCCUCGAUAUUGACUCGAAAACUCCGUUCGUGCGUCUUUCCGGUAUUAUCUGUACGAUUGGACCGGCCUCGGUUUCGCCCGAAAUGCUCGAGAAAAUGAUGGCAACCGGUAUGAACAUUGCGCGAUUGAACUUUUCGCAUGGUUCCCAUGAAUAUCACGCCAACACGAUCAAGAACAUCCGUGAAGCUGUCGAAAACUAUUCGAAGAAACUGGGCAAACCGUUCCCGCUCGCCAUUGCACUCGAUACGAAGGGACCCGAAAUUCGUACCGGUUUGAUCGAAGGCAGCGGAACCGGAGAAGUCGAGCUGAAGAAGGGUGAGAAGAUUCAGCUCACCACGGACAAGGAGCACCUGGAAAAGGGCAACAAGGACAAGAUCUAUGUCGAUUACGUGAACAUCGUGAAGGUGGUCAAGCCAGGUGACCAUGUGUUCGUAGAUGAUGGUCUCAUUUCGCUGGUUGUGGAUAGUAUUUCGGGCGAUACGCUUACCUGCAAUGUGGAAAAUGGUGGCAUGUUGGGAUCUAGGAAGGGUGUAAACCUCCCAGGCGUCCCGGUAGAUCUGCCGGCCGUGUCAGAAAAGGACAAGUCGGAUCUGGUGUUUGGUGUUGAGCAAGGAGUGGAUGUCAUCUUCGCUUCCUUCAUCCGCAACGCUGCUGCGUUGAAGGAAAUUCGCGGUAUCCUUGGUGAAAAGGGAAAACAUAUCAAGGUUAUCUCGAAAAUCGAAAACCAACAGGGCAUGCAGAAUCUGGACAAGAUUAUUGAGGCAUCCGACGGCAUCAUGGUUGCUCGUGGCGAUCUGGGCAUUGAAAUCCCGGCCGAAAAGGUGUUCUUGGCACAGAAGUCAAUGAUUGCGCGGUGCAACCGUGCGGGAAAACCGGUAAUCUGCGCCACCCAGAUGCUGGAGUCGAUGAUAAAGAAGCCGCGUCCGACACGUGCCGAAAUCUCAGACGUUGCCAAUGCUAUCAUCGACGGUGCGGACUGUGUGAUGCUGUCGGGUGAAACAGCCAAGGGCGAGUAUCCGCUUGAGUGUGUGCUGACGAUGGCCAAAACGUGCAAGGAAGCAGAAGCUGCCUUGUGGCACCGCAAUCUCUUCAAGGAUCUGGUGGACACGACACCAACGCCUCUCGACACGGCCGCUUCCAUCGCCAUCGCUGGGGCAGAGGCUUCAAUCAAGAGUCGUGCCGCCGCCAUCAUCGUCAUUACCACCUCGGGUCGUUCGGCGCACUUGAUCUCCAAGUAUCGACCGCGCUGCCCGAUCAUUGCUGUGACCCGUUUUGCACAAACGGCGCGCCAAUGCCAUCUGUACCGAGGAAUUUUGCCCGUCAUCUAUGAGCAACCUGCCAUGGAGGAUUGGCUGAAGGACGUCGAUGCCCGUGUGCAAUACGGCAUUGAAUUCGGCAAGGAGCGCGGAUUCUUGAAGCCAGGUAAUCCAAUUGUCGUUGUUACUGGCUGGAAGCAGGGCUCUGGAUUCACCAACACAAUCCGUGUGAUCAAUGUUGAAUAAAUAAGUAAUACCGUAUCAUCAGAGAGCGUCAUACAGGGGAUGUGGUAAAAGUGUUGUUAUCUACCAAACAAUGGCCUCGGAAAUAGCAGUCCAUUAUAGUGACUAUAAGCGGUAAACUGCAAUUUGUAGUGCUUCAACUAUAACCGGAAAUCUAGUAUUGUUAAAUUACUGAAGAUUUCCAACUCACAAAGUGAAUAACACACAUCCAGAGACAUUCAAUGUCCCUUCUCUUUAGCUGUUCCUUUCGUGCGUUCAGUUUAUUUAUUGUAACCUAACAUCUAAAUUAUUGUCCACACUUUACGAAAAAUGUUGAAUUGGUCGGUCGUUAGAUUGGCGCAGGCUAAAGCAACAUCCAAUGCGACGUAUGUCUUGGUUUUAAAUUAUGAAAUUUUAUCACUAAGUGAGAUGUAAUAGUAUAAUCAGUUUAGGCGUUCGCAUGAAAUGGACAGGGAUAUUUGAAACACGCUACAAGAGAGAACAAAAAACCACCACCAACAUGGUCAUGUGAUGCACUAACAUUUGUCACAUGCCAAUAAUCAUCAUUCAGCAUAAACAUCGUUGAGUACUAGUUACAGGUUAACGAUAUGCGUCAAUGUGGCGAAUAAAAGUUAUGACACUUAAACACA